GUUAAUUUUAACUGAAUGUAAUAUAUGAUUAAAAUAACCUUCAGAAGAUGUGUUUCUGAUGGCUUUAAAUCUUUUUUAAACAAUAUUGAUAGGUAUAAGUCCCUGAGUUAUGCAGAUAAAAAUAAAAUAUUAUCGCAACUCGACUUGAAGGAUGUUGAUCCCAAAGUUAUCUCAGAAAUAAAUAAAAAAUUGGACCUUCCUGAUAACACACAUGUAUCUGAUAAGAAUACUCAUGUAGGAGAAUUCGACCACCUUACCUUCAUAAAAAGGGAAUUGAGAAGAUUAAAGACCUCACCCCUAAAGCGGAAGCAUCUUUUGAGGAAAGAAGUUGCCCUAAAAGGGCCAACCAAGUUUUAUAUGGGCAUUGAUCCGACUAAGGAACUUGACCCUAUUGAAAUAAAGUCACCUUUAUUCUCAUCCGAAAAGGAAUGUGAUUCUCUGGUUUCGGAUGUUAAGAAAGCCUCAAGAUAUGAACUGGUCCAACAAAUUUUAGAGGAUUCACGUCCAAUACCACAGCAUGUUCUAACUGAUAACUUCUUGGAUGUUUUAUCGAGAGCAAUAGAAGAGAAUCUUUCAAAUUUAGAGAGGCCAACCUUGGUUAACGAGCUCUCAGAUUACAGGCCAGCUUACGCCAUGAAAAGAGCUGCGGUCCGAAAUUUACUAGUCAACAAGUGUGUUAGAAACGCUUUUGAGGAGAGUAGAGUAGAGAAGUUCAUCGAUUCUCAGAAGACAAUUUACAAUCAAAGGCUAAAUUCGCCACUGCCACCUGAGGUUUUAGAGCCUUUAGUUGCCUUUAGAGGCGAUGUUUACUAUUCAUUUUCGCCUAUGAAACGGCUUCAGCAGAAGUUAAAUGGAAUUAAUAUACUAGUUGACUCGAUUUCUAAGGGUGAGGAUGUUUUGUCAAACCUCCCCGAAUUUUCCAGAAAAACUGAUUACCCAUUUAGUAACUAUUACGGAUUCAAAUCUUCAGUUCCAAAUGAGGUAACAGGUUCUAUACGGAUGGGAAAGGAGAAUAGAGAUGACGAUUUGAGGUACCCAAAUCUCCAGUGUGUGGCCCAUUCUCUCCCUAAGGACCCAAAGUACAGAGCAAUAGUAUCGCAUUCCAUAAAGGUUUUUGAGAGAAGCAAGGGAUGGGAUCAAACCAGUAAAAUAAAGGCCAUCAAUAGACUAAUUAAUGUGUACAACAAUAUGAGUUCUUCCUAUUACUACUCGAGGGUGAUGGAAAAGUCAGUUCCAACCGAAGAUUCUAGACCUAAGGUCAUAAAAACCUUAACUAGGCAGGAAGUGUUUAAUAAAGGACUUCGCUAUAUCAAAUCUCUCUUCAGGAAUCACUGGAACCGCCCUAAGCGCAAAUAAUUAAUUCCAUAUUCUUUUUAA
This is a messenger RNA of Theileria parva strain Muguga, 1377 nucleotides long. RefSeq lists its product as uncharacterized. The record is from RefSeq and is a predicted model, not a curated record. The transcript has 7 exons. Bases 25 to 1356 code for a protein of 443 amino acids. Lineage: Eukaryota; Apicomplexa; Aconoidasida; Piroplasmida; Theileriidae.